UCAGGAAGUGAUACUAAAUGGAAUUUCUGCCUUUCCCCACGUGAGCCUCCAUCGAAGCACCACGCGCAGCAAGACCAAACCGGCUGCUAACGAUAAGUAUAUCACGUCACUGAGAAACAGCGGCGAGCGAGCUCUGGACCACAAAAUAACUGCCGUACGGACGCGGCGGAGCGGAUCAUUCUAGUCUCAGGUCCAGACAGCGCGAGGAAGAUGGCGGACGACCCCAGCGCAGCGGACAGGAACGUGGAAAUUUGGAAGAUUAAGAAGUUGAUCAAAAGCCUUGAGGCGGCUAGAGGAAAUGGCACCAGUAUGAUAUCCCUCAUCAUCCCACCCAAGGAUCAGAUCUCGCGUGUUGCGAAGAUGUUGGCCGAUGAGUUUGGCACUGCUUCGAACAUCAAGAGCAGAGUCAACAGACUGUCUGUGCUGGGAGCCAUUACCUCUGUGCAGCAGAGACUCAAACUCUACAACAAAGUGCCUCCUAAUGGCCUGGUUGUGUAUUGUGGCACCAUUGUGACAGAGGAAGGCAAAGAGAAGAAAGUAAACAUUGAUUUUGAGCCUUUUAAACCAAUCAACACAUCCUUGUAUUUAUGUGACAACAAGUUCCAUACUGAGGCUCUAACAGCUCUGCUGUCAGACGACAGCAAGUUUGGCUUCAUUGUGAUUGAUGGUAGUGGUGCCCUGUUUGGGACUUUACAAGGCAACACAAGGGAGGUGCUGCACAAAUUUACUGUGGACCUUCCCAAAAAACACGGUAGAGGAGGACAGUCCGCUCUUCGAUUUGCACGUUUGAGAAUGGAGAAGAGACAUAACUAUGUGCGUAAAGUAGCGGAGACGGCUGUGCAACUUUUCGUGUCCAAUGACAAGGUCAACGUGGCAGGACUGGUUCUCGCCGGAUCGGCCGACUUUAAGACGGAGCUCAGCCAGUCAGACAUGUUUGAUCCAAGGUUACAAGCAAAGGUUCUGAAGCUGGUUGACAUAUCAUAUGGAGGAGAGAACGGUUUCAACCAGGCCAUUGAGCUCUCGGCGGAAGUUCUGUCCAAUGUCAAGUUCAUCCAAGAAAAGAAACUAAUAGGCCGAUAUUUUGAUGAGAUCAGUCAGGACACAGGGAAGUAUUGUUUUGGAGUGGAAGACACACUCAAAGCACUGGAGAUGGGAGCAGUGGAGAUUCUUAUAGUUUACGAGAACCUGGACACUAUGCGUUAUGUCCUACGUUGUCAUGGAGAAAAUACUACACCUGAAAACGAUGAAAAGAUACUCUAUCUGACACCAGAACAGGAGAAGGACAAGUCUCAUUUCACUGACAAAGAGACAGGUCAGGAGCAUGAGCUGAUCGAGAGCAUGCCACUGCUUGAGUGGUUCGCCAAUAACUACAAGAAGUUUGGGGCCACGCUGGAAAUCGUUACAGACAAAAGUCAGGAGGGCUCGCAGUUUGUGAAAGGCUUCGGAGGCAUCGGUGGAAUCUUGAGGUACCGGGUGGAUUUCCAAGGCAUGGAGUACCAGGGAGAUGAUGAUGAGUUCUUUGAUUUAGAUGACUACUAGGUAGUCGGGACUGACACACAAUUCAAAUAUAAGAUUUCCCCCCCUUCACCUACCCCGCAAACGGCAGGGGAGCGAAGGAGAUCGAAUCAGCAGGAGGGAGAAUAAGAAUUUGAGAAGAUGGCGGAUGGUCUGCGUGUCCCUGGCUUUAGAAUACAGCGACUCCAUCUCUGGACUGGAAGAGGCAGAGUUUUCUCCUCUCCACUAAUUAGCAGGUCAUCGCAACAGCAUGGCCAUGGCCCGUCUGCCUGUCCUGCCUCAGCUCUUCACAAAACACUCUAGGCUUUCAGAUCUACUUUUUCUUCCCUUCUAAUCUCACUCCUUUCUUCCUUUUGCCUCUCCUUUUAUAAUGGCAUCUGCUGCUGUUGUAUUUUAUUCAAAAUGUAUUAUAUUUUCUCUUAUUCAGUGUAUGAAGAAAGCAGUAGCAAACUAUUAGAGCAGUACUGCUUACCUAGCCACCUCAAGCCCAUUGCCAGGCCUGCGUUUUAAUUUCCUGGUUAGCCCAGACUUGAUUUGUUGCCUUGUUUCUGCUGUAAACCAGUGUGGUGGUGAUGCACUCUGAGCCAGCGGUACACCCUGCUCCUCCCAUCACAUUGUGCCCACGUUGAGGCGUGUCUUGCUCUCAAAUGGACCAUAUUAGUAACUGGACCCAUCCCUCCAUGAAGACAAAGAACCGUCUUUUACAGUACAUUUCCCUCACUUGUUUUCCUCAGCCCCCAGGAGAUGCUACUUCUCGAAAUAAACUAUAUAUGAGUGCCUGAAUUUUGCAGUUUGUGAGAUGUGAGCACAGUGUACCAGCAUCUGGACCCUAACUUUCAGCCUCCUGCUGUUUCCGAACAUAAAAUCUUAGCUCAAGCCUUCAGCACUCAUUGGUAUACUGCGGCUUUACCGGCAGAACACAUGCAUGGGAAUGUCCUUAGGGACCGAUUAUGGGGUGGGGGGUUACUGUGUUAACUGUGAUGUGUGAGUGAAUAUAUGUCAGUUUGGCUGUUUAAUUCCCUUUUAGAAGUCACAUCCCUGAGCCUGUGACCUGCCACAGACUACAAGCCUCUAAUUUCUUUCCAUUUUGUCCAGUCAUAUUUUAAUAGCAGAUUGGUUUUUAGAAAGACAAGCUGCAAAUCAAUGAUAUUUUGGACCUUUAACAAUUACGGCAUGGUUGGUGUUCUGGCGCCUACUAAAACGAACAGAUAACCUGAUAAUGUAAAAGGAGGAAAAAAAGAAGAAAAGGAAAAGAAAAAAAAAAUCCAAAAAACGGGCCCACAUUAUUUUAGCAGAUAUUAUGUUGUAUAUUUUCUCAUUUUCUUUGAUCCAUCACUAUUUUGUAUAAAUCAUUUGUUACAUCUGGACAGACAUUAAACGUUCUCAUUGUUUGCAAA
Messenger RNA from Ctenopharyngodon idella (grass carp), 2912 nucleotides. RefSeq names its product eukaryotic translation termination factor 1b (gene etf1b). Gene Ontology annotation, cellular component: cytosol; translation release factor complex. Gene Ontology annotation, biological process: cytoplasmic translational termination. Bases 211 to 1539 code for a protein of 442 amino acids. The record is from RefSeq and is a predicted model, not a curated record. The transcript has 11 exons. NCBI's taxonomy places the organism in Eukaryota, Metazoa, Chordata, Actinopteri, Cypriniformes, Xenocyprididae. Gene Ontology annotation, molecular function: translation release factor activity, codon specific; sequence-specific mRNA binding.